CUGGCGUCGACGCCACCCAGUAACAAAAAAUGUCGGUCCUCACUAUCGUGCCUCGUGCCCCUUGUUCUACCUGGCACUCACACGGAGAACGUUCUAGUUAUCAAAGGGUCUGCUCAGCAAGCAGGAAGCAAGAUGAUAGCCAUGUCUUAGUAAUUAGGUACUCAACCAUCGAUCAACGUCGCACUCGCAAGCCAUGUCUUAGAAGUAAGUAGGUACUACUCAUAUCCAUCGAUCAACGUCGCUGCACUCGCAUGUUGUAUAUGAUAGUACAACUGGUAGCAGUGUCACAGUGAAAAGUAUACAAUUACAACUAGAAGAUGUGGUCAAGAACAAGAUGAAUACUUCUCCAAACAACUACAACACUUCUGGGCCAACAAGAUGAAUACUUCUCCAAACAACUACAACAUGCGAGGAUCAUCUGGCGAACAACAGGCGGCGGACCAGAGUCGUGCAACAUCAAGCGUUGCCGAGCGCUUGGGAAAUUUGUAUCUUCAUGAUCGUGCAGGAGAAGCAGAUUAUGAUGGACGAGGAGAGAGAAGCAGUCACAGAGCAGGUCCAGAUUUUUCAACAUCGUCGGGGAGCGCACGACAGAGCAAUGCGGACGACGACGACGGCGACAACAAUAGUAUUGCCAUCUUAGAACAAGUUUCUGAGACGAUUUACAUGUCCUAUCGGAAAGCUCGUAAGGGUUUCAAAAAAUGGGAAAGAAGUAUGCCAAAUUAUGGGCCGCAGGCAGAACAAGUUUUGGAGUCCACGGGUAUGUUGGCCAGGAAAGCUUGGAAUGAGUGGUUUUCGUAUGGAGGAGUUGGUGGUGAGGAAACUAGAGUGGGUUCGUCUUUUACGAGACGAAUCAAAUUGACGCGAAAUGAGGAACAUGGAGAUCCUGAUCAAGCGGCAGAAAUCUCUGCGACCACUUCUGAUGAGGAAUGUGCGGUAGAGGACGGGGACGCGGGCGGUAGGGAAGAUAAGCUGAAUCAGAAACAGAACCACGACAUGUUGAUAUUAGCCGGGUCCAACACCUCUUCCUGCUCUCCCGCCAAAGUAGCUACUUCUCCUGCUUCCAAGAAGAAAACUCCUGUAAAUACUACAACGAGGUACUACAAUAAUGCGGAACCCAGCAACAUCCCCAGCUCUCCAUUCUUUUCGAGUAAAGGACACACACUGAAAGAAGCGAUGUCGCCAGUCCAACUCCAAUACGAACAUGACAUUGAUCGCGCUGGCUUCUUCGAUCCCCUGCCCAUGAAGAUGGAAAAUUUCAGAGGAUUCGAAGUUCCUGUGGUCGUUGCUAGCGGGUCUAGCAACAUCGAAGUAGUUCCAGGGUCGCCUACUGCGUUCCCUUUUAGUAGAAAUGAAGGUCGUGGAGCUGCUGUUGCGAGUGCGUUGACGUCAGAAGUGAAGAUUGAGGGAACAACUCUUCAACACGAUCCGCGAAGAAAUGAUCCUCCUGCUCAUCAAGUGGAAGACGAAAAGAUUCAAGAAGAUGAAAACGCCAGCAGUGCCUUCUCGCGAAGCAGCAAAGGAAGCAGUUCGCUGGAGGACGACACGUCACUAUCCCCUCCUCCGGGAGAGGAGCAAGCGGACCGACUUCAACAAAAAGUAAGUAGUCCUCGGUUUCAGCAAGAAGUGCGUCCCAGUAUCUUCACUCCGAGAAGCCUCCUAGGACAGCAUAGUCCUCUUCCGACUCAUAGGAGCCUUCAUGGGCAGCUUCCUGAAGAUAAGGCUACUCCUAGAAGCUACCAAGCUAAGUUUACACCCAGAAGUUAUCAGGCUAGUCCUCGACUCAUAGCGAACUCUGUUUUCCUAGAAGAUGAAAGAGGCGAGACCAAACGAACUGAAUAUUUUCAAAUCGGGUCAUCAGAAUCAGGUCAGGGUGAUGAUACAGGAAGUUGAUUGAUUUCUUGAUGAAAGGAUUUGGUACAACUUCCAAAAGUGAUUUAAUAUAAACUUAUUGGUGGAUGGCUGCGAUAAUGAGAACCCUCAGCAUUCGCGAAAGAAU
Molecule: messenger RNA, 1996 nt
Organism: Amoebophrya sp. A25
Lineage: Eukaryota; Dinophyceae; Syndiniales; Amoebophryaceae
Source: the annotation of a GenBank genome assembly